UCAAGUUAGUAUGCUACGAUUGCAGACAUCAUAUUCUGUGUGCAAUAAUUAGCUUAAAAUGUUUAGACGUGUGAAACUAAAUCUGUAUUUCAAACUAGUUUUCUUCUACAUAACACAGACAAUUGCUAUCGCAGACAAUAGGGAAAAGCUGCUUAAUGUUACUAACCCACAAGUACAACUAAUCAAUGUAGAGUCCCAAACUGGAGAAAUUUUGCAGCUAACCUCUUAUCAUUCUGAUGUUCGAAAUCGCAGUGUGACGAGGGUGUACAACGAAGCAUUAAAAAAUCAAAAAUUGACAUUUACAUGCAAUUCAACUUCUCCAGUGGAAUGGGUUUUCGAGUGUGCUGAAACUAUAUCGAAUGAUGUUUCAAUGACCAAACAAGUUCGACUCAGCUCCAAUGGUGGCCAGGAUUACGAAUAUCGUUCGAAUUUAACGCUAAUCCUAGCCUUAAAUCUGAAUUCAGAGUAUAACCUUGAUUUUACCACUGAUACGCCAAAUUUUCCGAAUGUGACAUGUCGAGUUGUUGAAUAUCCUAUUUCGAACACCUCAAUUAUUUUCAUGGAGCGAUUGGAAAUCAACGACAAUGUUACAGUAGACCUACACCAAAAUCUUGCAUUCAACCGGACCUUGAAUUGUUUUCGACCAUCAAAAUCAAACAAUCAUUUGCCAGAGUUGAUCAGGAAUGAAGAAUGUCCUCUGAGAAUGAUAGUGGAUUUAUUUACUGCUACUUAUGAAAGCAAAUUACGCAAUCUGUCAACAAAAUUCCAGUGUGGUCUAGGUAUUGCAAAAUGCAAUGGGAAGAUGGACUUGUGCAAAUCACUGGCAACAUUGGCAAGCAACAGAAUCUGCAUUAACUUUACAAAAGGGGAAAAUCUUUCAACUCCGAUAAUUCCAACAAAUUUUUCGGGAGUUCUUAAGUGUGCGAGUUCAGAUGGACAUUUAGUAUUUUCUCAAUAUUAUAUGGUGGAUGGAAUAACAAUAAAACAACGUGUUCUGAACAGAAGAAUGGAUGUGCUAAAACUUCCAGGCGUUUUAGUUGUACACCCAGCAAAUAAAUCUCAAAAAUAUUAUGAUGGGCAAAACGUGACGUUCAUAUGCUCGGCCUGGUCAUCGGUCUUUGCUAUGGGUUCGAUAAUAUCAUACACAACUACAAACAAAUCACUUGUGCUAGUCGACCCCCCAGGAAAUGAAACGUCUCAAGAGUCGAUAGGAAAAUACUCAAAGACAGUGGUUAUCAAAUUAAGCAAAAAUAUUACUGCUGUCAUUUGUAACACUUCGGUUGCAGAUUCCAAGGAAUGGCGACACAGUUCUUUCAAUAUUUCCGUUCAAUAUUCUGAAAAACCGACAAUCACAAAUAAUGAGACAUUUUAUAACGCAUCGACUAACAUAACUUAUUAUAAAUGCGAUGCAAAAGGGACACCACUCCCCCAAAUUCAGUGGUUUCGAAGCAAAACUAUUUUGAUUCCAUUCGACAGUGAAAAGGACUUUAGGGUUUAUAAGAUGCCCUCAAAGUUUGUGAGCAGUGAUACGUUGCUCGUUUAUAAUGAUUCGUCGAAUCAAAUGGUGAUUACCUGUAAAGCAGUCAGCGUAGUUGGGAAAGCCGAAUAUACGUUUCCAUCAGGGAUGCAUUCAAGUACCCAGAGCGGUACCCAGAAUGGUACCCUAAUUUUCGUUUUCGUCGCUAUUGCCCUCGCCAUGAGCACGGGUUUCGUGAUAGCAGUCGUACUGCUUUACCGGAGGUGGAAGCGUCAAGGAGCAGUACGACUGACGGAAGAAGAUUACGAAGAAUUUUACAAAGGGGGCAAAACUCUGGACCUUGCCGACCCAUUAAGCGGAGCACUCUUCUUGGCUUAUGACAUUAGUUUCGAAGUUCCUCGGAGUGAGAUCGUAAUGGAAGGAACCGUGUUAGGAUCAGGUCAAUUUGGAAUUGUUGUUCAAGGUCGAUACAAAGGAAACACUGUUGCGGUCAAGACCAUAAGACACACGAUGGACAUUAAAUAUUUUAAAGCGUUACUAGCUGAGCUAAAAAUUCUCCAGUAUCUCGGUAUAAAAAUGGAAGUAAAUAUAGAAAUACAAUAUUUAAAUGAUAACACUUGUGCUAAUAUAGGUUAUCAUCCAAACAUUGUCAAUCUUCUUGGAGCCUCUACGACCAAUAUGAGAAAAAUGGAAGUUUUACUACUACUGGACUACUGUGAAAACGGAAAUUUAGUGAAAUUUCUUCGAGCAUGUAGACCAUGCUUUCGUGACUUGUAUCAUGAUUCCGAUGAAGACGCUGCUAACAAAAUGCCGUUAUAUGAAAACAACAAUAUGAGAACGUUGACUACAAAAGAUCUUGUUAGAAUUUCUCUGCAAGUAGCAGAUGCAAUGGCUUUUAUAGCUGAUAAAAAGAUCCUGCAUGGCGAUCUUGCAGCACGAAAUAUUUUGGUUACAGCGGAUAAAACAAUCAAAAUUUGUGACUUUGGUUUGGCGAAGCAGCUUUUUGAAUAUUCAGUUUACGUUCAGAAGCAGGAGUGCCCCUUGCCACUAAGGUGGAUGUCUUUGGAAUCGCUACGUGACAUGGAGUUCUCAAUUAAGUCGGAUGUAUGGAGUACAGGUGUAACUCUUUGGGAAAUUUUUACCUUGGCAGAACUUCCAUAUCCAGGAAUGAACUGGAGUUUCGAAAGCUGGAGGAUGCUGAAAGACGGAUAUCGCAUGGAAAAACCGCAAUAUGCUAACCUUUCCAUAUACCAAAUAAUGAAAAAAUGUUGGGAAAAUGAGCCAAAUGAUAGACCCGAAUUCAAAUACCUGGUCAGCGCUUUUAGAAAGGAAUUGGAUAUACUUAGAGAAUUGGAAUAAAAUCUUUGAACUUUGUGAGUGCAUUACAUAUUUAGUUCAGUAUUGUACGUAAGUACCAAUUCUUUAUGAGAUAGGUACUUAUUUUUAAAGUUCUUAGUUUUUUAUGCAUACAAAUUUAUAGUUAUCAAUUACCCGAUGAAACUGAGAAUUAAAUACCUGAGAUAAUUAGUUACUUGAGAAAUGUAGUUCUCAGGUUUCACGAGACUUUGUUCAGUCUGAUACUCGAAUGAAUGGUCAAAUAUUAAACGAGGCUGGCCACCAUAAUCGUCAAUAUUGUAUACGAUAUGUUUAUUGUACGACUAGAUAAGAUAUAAAUAAUGGGCAUGUGAUGCCUCCCAUAAUUAAACACUUCCUCAGCAUUGUGAUGUCUGUGUAAAUGAAAGGACUUACUAAAUAAAUUCGUUGUAUUUUUUGGUGAUGAACUAAUAAGUUCAGAAAAUGAA
Molecule: messenger RNA, 3279 nt
Organism: Folsomia candida
Lineage: Eukaryota; Metazoa; Arthropoda; Collembola; Entomobryomorpha; Isotomidae
Product: vascular endothelial growth factor receptor 1
Exons: 21
Coding region: 59-2836 (925 amino acids)
Biological process (GO): cell surface receptor protein tyrosine kinase signaling pathway; positive regulation of kinase activity; multicellular organism development
Cellular component (GO): signaling receptor complex
Molecular function (GO): transmembrane receptor protein tyrosine kinase activity; ATP binding
Source: RefSeq, a predicted model, not a curated record